UAAAAUAACUAAGUAAGGAAAGAAAAUUCUAAAGUAUCACAAUUGUAACUGUGCAUAAUUUGCAAAUUUUAGUACCCAAUGAUUCCUAAAUUGUAUCCAUGAAAUGUCAAAAAAUUGACACAAAUGACGUAAAACUCAAGACUCGACUGUCUGACUGACGCACUUCUAUCACUUUACGCCUGAUAUGUAAUUAUAUUACCUAUUUCCAAUUCAAUGAAAUUUUGAAGUAUCAAAUACAAUACUAAAUCAGAAACACUUCUAUUCUAAAAAAUAUAUUAUUAAAAACAGUACUUUUUAUACUUAAUCAUUAAUUUUCUUUAACAGCUUUAUAAAGUAAAAUGAUUUUAAUGGACAUGUACGAAGCGGCCAGCUGGUGGACGUUAUUAAUUGCACUCCAAGUGGUGCUUGGUUCGAUGUACUUUUUAUGGUCGAAGAAAAAAUCGAAAUCCUACGAUCCUCUAUGCAACGGAAGACCUGUGGAAUGGAGUCCACAACCAUUAAUAGAGCAAGAUAUUUCUCUGGAGAACCCACCGUUGAUGGGAAAAAUUGACGAUAAAGUAUUGAAUGUUGGUGCUACUAGUUUCCUUUGCUUUCAUAAAGAAGAAUCUAUAAUAGAAAGUUCAUUGAAGGCCUUGGAUAAAUACGGCGUAGGUUCUUGUGGGCCGAGAGGAUUUUACGGUACAAUUGAUGUCCAUUUAGAAUUAGAGGAGCGCUUGGCCAAGUUUUUAGAGGUGGAGGAAACAGCAGUGUAUUCCUAUGGGUUUUCAACCAUAUCAAGUGCAAUACCCUCUUAUGCCAAGCGUGGAGAUAUUAUAUUUGCUGAUGAAAGUGUUUGGUUUGCAAUCCAAAAAGGAAUUGAUGCUGCCCGCAGCACGGUACAAUAUUUCAAUCAUAAUGAUAUGGACCAUCUUGAAGAACUGUUAUCAGAGGCUCUCAAGAAAAAAGAACUGAACCCUCGGAGGCGAGCGUUUGUCAUUGCCGAAGCUAUAUAUAUGAAUACAGGGGAAAUGUGUCCCCUGAAGAGACUGGUGGAAUUAGCACGGAGGUAUAAGUUGAGGAUUAUGCUGGAUGAAAGUUUAUCCAUUGGUGUAUUAGGUAAACAUGGUAGAGGCAUAACGGAGCAUCUCAACAUACCGAGAGAUGAGAUAGAUCUAAUUAUGGGCUCGUUGGAGCAUUCGUUUGCGACGAUUGGUGGUUUCUGUGCUGGCACACACUUCAUUGUUGAACACCAGAGACUUUCCGGCUUGGGUUAUUGCUUCAGUGCAUCGCUGCCGCCCAUGUUGACGCAGGCCGCCAUCGCCGCGCUCGACGUGUUGGAGGAGAAUCCGGCCAUAGUUAACGAACUUGACGCCAGCUCUAGGAAACUGAACCAGGCUCUAUCAAAUUUGAAGCACUACAGAGUCAGAGGCGACGAGGUUUCCCCAAUCAAGCACGUAUAUCUAAAAGGUGACCUGACAGAUCGUUUGAAGCAAUCCUACCUUCGAUCAAUCUGCAAUUAUUGCCUCGAAAAAGGAGUGGCUUUGACCCCUGCUGCUUACCUCAGAGACGUUGAAAGGAACUGCCCGGAACCUUCCAUCAGGCUCGCCUCAAGUAGGAAGCUGAAUGACGACAACAUAUCACUAAUAUGUACGUUAUUAGACGAGGCAUAUGAGAAGGUAGGACCUAAACCUGACUUGAGACUACUGUAAUAAGUACAAACAUGUAUUGUUCAAGUUUUUCAUAUAUUUGUAAUGUUAUAAAAAUUGAUAUCAGCUCGUAAUAUUUGAUAGGCUUAUUUAUACGUUUGUAAGUACAUAUGUCACUAUAAAAGCCUGUACAUUAGUAAGACUUAAAAUUUACAAACAUGAUUUGGUAAAUGUAAGAAAUUUUAUAUAAAAAAAAAAAGAUGACUUUUGGGUUUUCACCAAACCUAAGCUUACCUUUAUCAACAUGGGCCAGCUGAUCUACAUCACCUAUCAUCCUUCAACGUGGAACUUUUUUAUUUUCACCAAUUAAAAAUAACCUGUUUUUCUGACCAUGAGUACAAAGUGCAAGUUCGAAAUGUACUGUGAUACUUGUUAUUCACAUCAGAGUCGUGGUUACUCUUAAAAAAUAGACAUAAUAUUUAGAAAUGUUUAGUAUAAUGGUGCCCAUAAAGUCAGUUAAGUAAUAGGUCAGGAACUAUCUGACCACUAGCAUUUGGUUCGGUGAAAACCCGAAAAUUAUACUUUUUUUUUUUAAUUCCUCACAUUUACCAACUCGUGUUGGCAAAUACUAAAAUUUUACUAUUAAUGUUCGAAUUUUUGCAGUAAUGUAGUACCUAAUCAUAUAUAAUACAUGUUUUAUAAAUGAAAAACAUAUCAAGCAUUAUUAUAUUAAAUUUUACAUUAAAAAAAGCUUAUAAGUAAAUACCGUACCAGUGAAGCCUCGCCUCCAGUUAUUUUUACUUGUUUUAUUAGUUUUUUAUCAUUGUGAACACGCUUUUAAGAUAUAUCCUCGAAUUAAACAUUUUAAUAGCAUAUUACAUCUAAUGUUAUUCUUAAAACUUGUUUAUCUAAUAUAAGUGUAUUUACUGUAGUUUAAUUUUUUUUUUUAAUAUACUUUUUUGGAACUAAUAUUUUUAAUCAAGUAUUCAACGUUGCAUUUAUUUAUUUAUAAUAUUAAAAUAAGUUGUAUUAAUCAUUUUGCUUGUAAUCUUUUCCCUACAUUUGACACAAAUUGUAAACAUCUUUGCACGUAUUUUUUUUAUUGACUUUAAUCCUUUAAAAUAAAAAAAAGGCUAAAGAAAUAAUAUUAACAUAUAAUUUAAAGUUUAUUUUUAACCAACUUUAAAAAGAUAGGGGUUUUUAAAUUCGAUUGUAUUUUUUUUAUAUUUAUUACCCCAUCAGUUAUAUACGCAUUUGGAAAAUUAUUUUUUUAUCCUGAAGCAUGUACUUAUAAUUAUUAAUUAUGAUUAAUCCCACAAUUUAGUCAAAAUUGGUACAGUAAUUUAGUUUAUAGAUAAAAAUAACUGAUUUUGUCAGAAUAGAACUCGGUUUUUUUUUUUAUACAACUUAAAAUAGCAAACAAGCUGACGACCCACCUGAUGGAAAGUGCUAACCGUCGCCUAUAGACAUGAGCAGUACCAUGCACAUAACAGAGUCGGUUGUUUCUUUAUGGGACACAAUCUUUCAUUAUUUCUACGACAGUCGGUUCGAAACACUACAUGGUUGCAUUCAACAUUGUUGUAUAAAACAUACUCUUGGCAGAAUCAAAAUGCCAGUAUAAAUAUUAGUUCCUUAAGCUAUAUAUAUAUAUAUAUAUAUAUAUAUAUAUAUAUAUAUAUAUAUAUAUAUAUAUAUAUAUAUAUAUAUAUAUAUAUAUAUAUAUAUAUAUAUAUAUAUAUAUAUAUAUAUAUUUAUAAAUUAAUAUAAGACAGUACUCCAUUUAUUUAUUAUUAUUUUUGUCAUAAGUAAUUAUUAUUAAUUAUAUUAAUAUAAAUGUAAAAUAUUUUUGUAUGCUUUUGUCACAUGAUCACGAUUGAACAACUUGACUUACUGUUUUUAUUUAUUUACUUCAUUUUCUACACACAGAUACGUUGGGAAAGAUUCUGAGGCAUUAUUUCUCUAAACAUCUCUGUUAAACUAAUUUAUUAAUAAUUUUGUGAAAUUAUUGUUUUAUAAACCAUUAUAAGUUAAAAUUAUAAUAGUUUUGACUCAAAUCUGUUAGAACAUUAAUUCAUAUUGAUUCGUACAAUAAAGAUUUCUCUAUAUUGUCAAAUUGAAAUUCUAAAGAAAGCUUUAGAGAAAUGGUGCCUCAGAAUCGAGCCCAUUGGCCUAUUUAAGAUUAUAUCUAGGACCUGACACCUUAAAAAAAGUAUAUAUGUGGUCUCAGACAUAGUUUUGUUUGAUUUAUUGACACUGGAGGAGAGUGGGCAUGCCCACCUCCUCAUCUCCUCUAAAUACACAUAUGCAUAGACCACAUGCUAUUAUGUCUUAAAUAACUUAUCGACGCGGGCAAAGCCGCGGACUAUAAUGUAGUGUGCUCAUGUGGUAUAGUUACAUGUUCUCGUAAAAAUCUGUUAUUAUUCAGACAAAUAAUUAAUUAAUUAAAAUAAUUACAUUUCUGUUUUGCUUAUUUUUAAUGUGAUCAAUGAAGAAUAAAUAAAUAAAUAAAUAAAAAUUAAUUAUUUAAUUACUUUAUAACCUAAUGCAUUAAUAAACAAUUGGGGAAAUUAUUGCUUAAUUAAAUAAUGUACGUGACUGUGCCUAGUACACACAUAUGUAUGUUUUAAUGCGAAUAUUUCUAUAGUACAGUUAAUUUUAAUUAUUAAAAUUAAUUAAAAUUAAAAGUCAUAAUAUUAUUUAGUGUUUAAUUAAGGUGCUAGUUGCAGGGAAGUGUUCAUUUAAUACAUAUUGUUACUAUUACUAUUGCAGUAUUCUGUAUUUUAAUCAAUAAAUUCAUAUAAUUUAUGAGGA
This is a messenger RNA of Galleria mellonella (greater wax moth), 4436 nucleotides long. It is a transcript of the gene Spt-I, whose product is annotated as serine palmitoyltransferase 1. The record is from RefSeq and is a predicted model, not a curated record. Gene Ontology annotation, cellular component: endoplasmic reticulum. The transcript has 6 exons. Gene Ontology annotation, biological process: sphingosine biosynthetic process; ceramide biosynthetic process. Gene Ontology annotation, molecular function: pyridoxal phosphate binding; serine C-palmitoyltransferase activity. NCBI's taxonomy places the organism in Eukaryota, Metazoa, Arthropoda, Insecta, Lepidoptera, Pyralidae. Bases 339 to 1688 code for a protein of 449 amino acids.